CCGGAACCAUAAAACUCAGUCUUUGUGCCUCGGGGGCGUGUGAGGUCGGUGCUCGUGCAAAUUGUUAGAUAAAAUAAAAGAAUCACUGAGUAUUACGAAAAUUAAUAUUAAUAAUUUAAUAAAGCACAGCACAACCGGACGAUCUUAACAGCGGUGUGAAAAGGUGGUCUUAAAGAAGAUGUGUAAGUAAUGCACUUGGAGACCCAGGGGACGCCAUGUCAGAAGAGGCGAUCUCAGGAAGCGACCUGGAGCCCAGCCUUAACAGCGAGGAGGAGAUGGAUGAGGAAGAGGAUGGAGACAACGAUGGGGACGAUGAGGAAGAUGCAGGCGCAGACCAGCUUGAGAGCAUGGAGACAGGAGAUCAAAGAGAUCCAGAUAGCCCCGCACCUACCUCACCUUCUAGAGAAUCCACCCCUGACCCCUCUUCCCGUCCCGCCUCCCGGUCGAACUCCCAACCUUCCUCCCCGUCACAAGCGUCAUCGCAGCCGGGUUCUCAACCCCCUUCCAGCCCCGACAGCCGCAGCAACACUUCUGCCAAUAGCAACACGAAGAAGAAGAAGUCCAAAACCUCAAAGCCUGCUCACUUGAGGAGGAACAUCCGGAAGCUCCUUAAGGAGCACCAGCUUGAGGCGGGAACCAAAGCCGCCCAGCAGGAGGAGCUCGAGAGACGGCGCCGUUUGGAGCAGCAGCGCAAAGAAUUUUCUCUUCAUGCAGAUCUACCCUCUGGAGCACCAGGACCUAAACAAGAAGUGAUAUGUCUGGACAGCAGUGGAGAUGAGGGUGAGGACAAAGAAGUCCCGCCCCCUCAGUCACCUACUUGCAGAGAUGAUGUGAUUGAGUUGAGCUCUGGGGACGAAGACACUCUGCGGAUAAGCAGCGAGGAUGACGAAAAACGUUCGGUCACACCCGGCACGGAGGAAAGUAGCGGGUCUCAUGCAAACGAUGCCUUCAAUCAACCAGACGCCCAGGGGAGGGUGCUAGUCAAUAUCAAUCACCCUGGAGACGAGGAAGACCUGUUCCUCGCCCCACAGCUCGCCCGCGCAGUCAAACCUCACCAGAUUGGCGGUAUUCGUUUCCUGUACGAUAAUCUUGUGGAAUCUCUCGAGCGCUACAAGAACAGCAAUGGGUUCGGUUGUAUUCUUGCACACAGCAUGGGCCUCGGCAAAACCCUGCAGGUUAUCUCCUUUAUUGACAUCCUGCUGCGGCACACUGGAGCCAAAACUGUCCUCGCCAUUGUACCUGUGAAUACACUACAGAACUGGUUAGCCGAGUUUAAUCUCUGGCUGCCUGCUGCUGAGUCCCUUCCCCCCGACACAGAUCCGUCCCGGGUCUCACCUCGAACCUUCAAAGUUCACAUCCUCAGUGAUGAGCACAAAACUACGGUGGCUCGGGCAAAGGUGGUGGAGGAGUGGACCCGCAACGGUGGCGUGCUGCUAAUGGGAUACGAGAUGUACCGCCUGCUGUCUCUUAAAAAGAGCUUUGUGACUGGCCGCAAAAGGAAGUCCAAAAAACCAGCGGGACCAGUUAUAAUCGACCUGGAUGAGGAGGACAGACAGCAAGAACUCAUGAAAGGAAUCGAAAGAGCGCUGGCUCGGCCCGGUCCGGAUGUCGUUAUAUGCGACGAGGGCCACCGCAUCAAAAACUGCCACGCCAGCACGUCCCAAGCCUUGAAAAACAUCCGGUCACGGCGGCGUGUGGUUUUGACCGGAUACCCGCUGCAAAACAACCUGAUCGAGUACUGGUGCAUGGUGGAUUUCGUCCGACCCGAUUUCCUCGGUACGCGGCAGGAGUUUAGUAACAUGUUCGAGAGGCCCAUACUGAACGGGCAGUGUAUAGACAGCACACCGCAAGACGUGCGCCUCAUGAGAUACAGAAGUCACGUGUUGCACAGCCUGCUGGAGGGCUUCGUCCAGAGGCGAGGUCAUGAUGUCCUCCGGACGCAGCUGCCUUCGAAAGACGAGCACGUGAUUCUGGUACGACUGUCUCGGCUGCAGCGUGCGCUCUACACUGAGUUUAUGAAUCGCUUCAGAGAAGCAGGAAAUAGCGGCUGGCUUGGACUCAAUCCACUCAAAGCUUUCUGUGUCUGCUGCAAGAUUUGGAAUCAUCCGGACGUUCUGUACGAGGCUCUUCAGAAAGAAAACCUGACCAAUGAGCAGGAUUUGGACCUGGAUGAUCUCAACUCCACCGGUGGGACCCGAUGUUCUGCUCCUGGAAUGAAGGGAAAGACAUCCGACCCCGCCAAUAGCAAGGUGGCACUGGCUGCUAUGGGCCUGAACCCUUUACAGGAGAAGGCCAAUCAAGUUAUUACUUACGAAUGGGCAAAAGACAUCAUGAGCAACUAUCAGACGGGGGUUCUAGACAACUCGGCCAAGAUGGUUCUGCUUUUCCACUUGAUUGAUGAGAGCGUAAGCAGAGGAGAUAAAAUCCUAGUUUUCAGUCAGAGUUUAUCCACGCUCACGGUUAUAGAAGACUUUCUUUCUCGCCGACCCAUGCCAAUCCAAACAGAAACCGGUACACACAACUGGGUCAAAAACAUCAAUUACUACAGGCUGGAUGGAAGCACGUCUGCUUCGGAAAGAGAGAGACUCAUCAAUCAGUUUAAUGACCCUGCAAAUAACCAAACCUGGGUCUUCCUGCUGUCCACCAGGGCUGGCUGUUUGGGUGUGAAUCUGAUUGGAGCGAAUCGCGUCGUGGUUUUCGAUGCCUCGUGGAACCCGUGUCACGACGCGCAGGCCGUGUGUCGCGUGUACCGGUACGGUCAACGCAAACCCUGUCACAUCUACAGGCUGGUCUGCGACUUCACACUGGAGAAGAAGAUUUACGACCGACAGGUGUCCAAACAGGGCAUGUCCGAUCGAGUCGUGGAUGAUUUGAACCCUGUUCUUACCUUCACGCGUAAGGAGGUGGAGUCUCUUUUGCACUUUGUGGAGGAGGAGCCUGAUCACAGCCAAUCGAAACUGAUAGGAAACGAGGAAAUGGAAGUUGUCAUUAAACAAGCGUAUCUGCGUUACCCAAACCUUUUAACCAAGCCUCCGUUUCAUCACGAGUCACUGCUGAUGGAUCGCAAAGACUUGAAACUGACCAAAGCGGAAAAAAGAGCAGCCAAGAAAAGUUACGAAGAUGAGAAACGGGCCUCUGUGCCGUAUCAGCGACCCUCUUACGCACAUUAUUACCCAGCCAGCGACCAGAGCCUCACCAACAUCCCUGCCUUCAGCCAGAGAAACUGGCGCCCACCUCCUCAUUUAGAUGACAAGCCCGUUGCGAGCGUGAGGCCGGUUCAGUCCACACCCAUUCCCAUGAUGCCGCGGCAGGUGCCCAUGGGCGUCCCCAGUUCAAGUGCGGGAUUUCCUGUCAACUACUUGCAAAAAGCCGGCGUUUAUGUACAACGAGUCGUCACCACCACUGAUAUUGUCAUCCCGGGGUCAAACAGCAGCACAGAUGUCCAGGCCCGGAUUGGUGCAGGAGAAAGUAUUCAUGUGAUCAGAGGAUCCAAAGGCACGUACAUCAGGACCAACGAUGGAAGGAUAUUUGCUAUUCGCACCGGAAAGCCAAGACCGUCUGACGGAGGAGCCACAGCUUCAAGAGAGGCCUCCGGCACUCCCUCGCACCCUGUCAGCAACGGCCGUGCAACCCCUCAAGAGCAAAAACGUUUAUCUCCCGAACCUCCGGCUCACCCCUCCCCAUCAGGCAGCCCUCAAUUGCUCCGAGAAUUCCACAACAAGGAAAGCGCUUCCGCUGGAGACACUUCAGCACAACCCGAAACCCCAGGCACGGACGCACCGACGCAACACAGCCGCGUCCCCGAACUGCACCGGCAACUCACCAACGACGUCAUCCCAUCCUCCCUGGACCUUCAAAGUUUAAAGCGGAAGCUUUCAGAAAGUCGAGCGUCCAAACAGUCCAGCGGCAAACGGCUCUCCGCGCCCAUCGGCGCAGCCGGAAGCUACCCUGGAUUUCCCCUAAGCAGCAGCUUUGGAUUUCCGCCCAUGGGACUUAAUCCCUCCCUAUUAGGCGCCCUGGGUCACCUGACCCCACCCACGCUCGGAAGCAGAUCGCAUCUGCUGCAGCAAGCCGGUCAGACGCUAGGAGAGCUACACACCAUGUUCCCCACGGACACGCUCGGACUCGGGGUGGGCAACAGUUCGCUUUCGUCGACUUGCUCUACCAACACCACCUCCACAACCCACGCCGGUAUUCUGGCCUCUUCUUCAUCCUCCGCGCCAUCAUCGUCAUCAACCUCUUCCUCUUCUCUCCCUCCAUAUCUGAUGAAUCCCGGGAUGGCAAGCAUGCUGUCCGGUUUCCCAGUACCGUUUUCCCAGUCUCUCUAUUCAGGCUCCUUACACCAGAGGGGCUUGUCGUCCACGGCCACCCCUGCUUCUACCGCCUCGACCUUCCUCUCGUCCUCCGGCCUGCUGGGGCCAGCGUUCAACAGCAGGCCCGACGCGCACACCUCCCUCGCGGAAAACGGAGGAAGCAGCUCGGAUGAUGAUGUCAUAGAGGUGAUGGGUCAGUAGGGACGAAGGAAUCCGAAGGUGAAAUUAUACAAAUCCAAAUGCUGAAUAUGCAUGGAGUUAAAAAAUAAAAGGUGAUUAUAUUUUUCUUUACAGUAAGGGACCAGAGCACAGGGCUCACGAGCUCAUUGUAUCUCUCGAUACGGACCUUAUCGAGAGAAAUGACUUAAUACUAAUGUGAUUGACUGUUCAAUCAACUUUCGAGAUACUUAGGACCCUGUAGCAUCACCUGGAAUGAUAAAAGAAAACAUAUGUGACCUUUUUUUAUUAUAAUUGUAAGUACUACUAUUGCUUUUUGUAAACGGUGGUCCUACGUGGAUAUCGUCUUGAACGUUGAAUUCGCAGACCGGGCAGCGUGGGAAUUCGUAACAGACGAAUCGUUAAACGAAAGAAGCCAUGCCUAGCGUUCAACACCACCAAGACCUUUUUCUUUCCUUUUGAAAAAAAAAACAAAACAAAACCUUAAACUCGAAUGUACUCUCAUGUUAGCCUUUAAAGUCGGGUGGAGGGAUGUAAGUUUAGUGCGUUUAGUUCGAUAUUAGCCUUAAAGCAGACAAAUGGAUCUGUGUUCUCGUUCAGUUGCGUAGCAAGAAAAAGUCAUCCGCCGUUUCGCAUCGGGAUCAUCUUACGAAUGUCGUAGACUGUUAUGCGUCCCUACUAGCUGUUGUUUUUCAAAGUCGCGCUUCGGCUAGUUUCGCCCAGUUAGUCGGCAGUUUCAUCCGUGUUGGGGCUAUGAAUCAUCGACCAAAGUGUUUGUUCGGCAGACUAUAAAUGUGUAAAGCAUUCAUGUAAUGGUUGACCUGUGACUGAUAAAUCCCUCAGCCAAUAACACUGUUCAUUCUCUGUGCCUAUUAGAGCUCUUUAUUUUGACUCCUCCCACAAUCUGCGUCAUGAUUUUUGAGUCUGCAAACGCUGUUCUAUAAAUUCUCUGAUGUGCAUUUGAUAUUUUGUUUUGUAUCAUCUUAUGACGUGUAUUAGUUUAUUCUUUUUUUUGACUUUAUGUACAAAAUUAUUAGAAGUAUUUAUUUAUAAUGCUGAAGAGUAAUUUCAUUUUCGUUCUUUUUUAUUUUUAUACAUUUUUUUAAGAUAAAACGGUCCCUCGGUCAGAGAGGUGAGGGGUUUUCCCCUCAUAUGUUAAGUGUUAGAUGAUUGGUUAUCUUCGAGCGAUUCGGCAGUCGGGACCCACAAACGUGAAAUCACAUUUAAACGCUGUUCCAGGAGAUGCGCACGCGUCAUCUCGUGUUCCCAGCAUGGGGAGGAGUAGGUUAAAAUGACGUUGUAUUUAUUAAAUAUUGUUUUAACAUAAAUAAACUUGACUCCUCCUGUAUUGAGAA
Messenger RNA from Misgurnus anguillicaudatus (oriental weatherfish), 5845 nucleotides. It is a transcript of the gene rad54l2, whose product is annotated as RAD54 like 2. The record is from RefSeq and is a predicted model, not a curated record. Gene Ontology annotation, cellular component: nucleus. Lineage: Eukaryota; Metazoa; Chordata; Actinopteri; Cypriniformes; Cobitidae. Gene Ontology annotation, molecular function: ATP binding; ATP hydrolysis activity.